AUGGCUGCUACAGGUGCUCAAUUAGGCUCUUCUUGUGCUUUGACUACUCGGAUCUCACUCCGAUGGGUCCCCGAGAUACCAGAAGAGACCACUGAUACCAUCGUCCUCGGUGUGGGCGAGUGGUUCGUCGACCUUCGAAUGGAUAAGGAAACAGGCCAAAUUGACUGGGCAAUGGCCGGGACUAGAAUUGAAAAUACUCCCAACAAGAUACCGCUUAAUGUAUCUUUCACUCGCGAGCUUGAUUCUUUAAAUGAAAUCGGAAUGGUUGAUACAGUUGAUUUCAGCCCUUUGCCUAAUGGUGAUGAAUUGGAGAGUGGUCAGAUGCCCCGGGUUGAUCUUCCAGGUGAACCUAUGACGACUUUCGAGGAGGUCUGGCGGGAUGCACCAUUCAUUGAAGGUCCUGAGGGAGCUCGAAAGGGUAUUUCCUGGAUUCUUGAGUCGAGCCAUGAUGAGCUGAAGGAUGAGCAAGAGGGAGAAGUGACUGUUAUCAAGAAGUUUUUGGGUCGGAUCUGGGGAACCUAUCUGGCGUUUCAGCAGGUUCAGACUCAUUCUAAGGAGAAGAGUGCGGAUGGUAAGCUUUCUGUUAAGCGGACCGGGACUGAGGUCAGUGCCAGGAGAGAAGAAUGGAACGGCUCAGAAUGGGAGGGAAAGUACGUUCUUGGACCUGAGGUGGAUGCUGUUCCUUCUAUGAAGACUGGAUUUGAUGGAGAGGGGCAGGGAGCUUGGAGAGUUCCAGGGGCAAAGGUUCUGAUUGGCGGGGUAUCAUAUAUUGUUCGGGCAUUUGAAGAGAUCUGA
Molecule: messenger RNA, 795 nt
Organism: Penicillium angulare
Lineage: Eukaryota; Fungi; Ascomycota; Eurotiomycetes; Eurotiales; Aspergillaceae
Exons: 2
Coding region: 1-795 (264 amino acids)
Source: RefSeq, a predicted model, not a curated record